Mercurialis annua (annual mercury) is the source of this 3124-nucleotide messenger RNA. Its product is annotated as G-type lectin S-receptor-like serine/threonine-protein kinase SD2-5. The transcript has a single exon. NCBI's taxonomy places the organism in Eukaryota, Viridiplantae, Streptophyta, Magnoliopsida, Malpighiales, Euphorbiaceae. The coding region runs from base 441 to 2954 and encodes 837 amino acids. Gene Ontology annotation, biological process: protein phosphorylation. The record is from RefSeq and is a predicted model, not a curated record. Gene Ontology annotation, molecular function: protein serine/threonine kinase activity; ATP binding.
AUCUUUUUCUUCACUACUCUAUCAAACCUUCGUCCCAACUCUAACAAAUUUAUGCUAGAAACAUUCAUGAGACUCCAUUUUUCCCAUGCCCUUUAUUGGUGGGCAAGACACCUCAACCUGACUUUAUGUAUUAAAAAAACAAAUAAUUUCUUCAAAACGCAUAUAUAAACUAAAUUUUUCAAUUUCUCUACACUAAAUUUCCGAGGAAACAUCCCUCAAAAGAAAAUGUAGAGGAAAUAAUGAAUGGUUGACUUUAGUUUACAUCAGUUGAAUCUAUACACGGUUUCAACUUUAAUCUAAUUGGAAUAAGUCAUUACCUACCUUCAUUAUUAAUUCAAUGAAUCUUCCUCCAUUUAGUAGCAUACUGCUAUAGUCUCUUUCAGAACCAACCCUCUGUUAUUGCUCUAAUUUUUCUUUUUCCAGUUUAUGUUUCUGCAGUAAUGUCUAUUUUCUAUACUCAAUUUGUAGUUCUCUGCUGCUAUUUUGCGUUGCUUCUUUACUAUGUUCACUUGUCAAACGCUGAAACUUUUGAUUAUCCAUCUGCAAAUCUCUCUACUUCAUGGAUAAAUACUCCUUCCCUUCCACAUUCUGUAAGUUUCACUGACAAUUCUACAGUUAGAGCCAUCCUUCUUAGAGGAACUUUUGGUCCGAAGUUCGCUUGUGGUUUCUACUGCAAUGGGAAUUGCAAUUCUUAUCUCUUUGCCAUUUUUAUUGUUCAAACGAAUAGCGUUUCACAUAUAACUUCUCCUAAUAUUGGUUUCCCUCAAGUAGUUUGGUCGGCUAAUAGGAAUAACCCUGUCAGCAUCAACGCAACUUUGCAGUUCACAUCGGACGGAGAUUUGGUCUUGAGAAAUGGUGAUGGAAAGAUAGCUUGGUCUACGAAUACUUCUGGAAAAUCUGUUUCAGGAUUGAAUUUGACUGAAAUGGGGAACCUUGUGCUUUAUGAUGAUAAAAACAGAGUAAUUUGGCAAUCUUUCGAUUAUCCAACUGACUCUUUGGUUCCUGGCCAGAGGUUAAUUUCAGGGAAAAAACUUACUCCUAGUGAAUCUGCAACAAAUUGGACUCAACUAAAUUUACUUUCGCUCUCUGUAACUGAUCAGGGCAUGUUUGCUGCAGUAGAUUCUAGUCCACCGCAAGUAUAUGAAGAAUUUCAAGUUUUUGGUCAAAAAACUAACAAAGAACCGAGUUAUGUCAUUCUAAGAAACGGAAGUUUUUCUUUGUUUAUGAAUUCUUCAGAGCCAAGUGAACCUGACAUGUUCCUAAAUGUUCCCGUUGCAUCAUCAGCACAGUAUGCAAGGUUUUUCUCUGAUGGUCAUUUGCGAGUUUAUGAAUGGGGAUUUGAAGGGUGGAAAGUGGUUGAUGAUUUGCUUUCAUCUCCAGGGUAUGAAUGUUUCUAUCCAACAGUUUGUGGGAGUUAUGGAGUUUGCUCUAGCGGACAAUGUAGUUGUCCUUCGACGACGUAUUUCGAGCAGAUAAAUGACAGACAGCCUAAUCUAGGAUGUGCUGUGAUUACUCCUUUAUCUUGUGGAGAUUCACAAAAUCACAACUUCUUAAUGCUCAAUGAUACAACAUAUUCAUCGUUCGAUGCAGAUAUCAAAGAUGUGGAUUUAGAGACCUGCAAGUUGGCUUGUUCGAAGAAUUGUUCGUGCAAAGCUGCAAUUUUUCAAUAUGGUCCUAAUCCUGCCAGUGGCAUGUGCUAUUUGCCUAAUCAGGUAUUUUCAUUAAUAAACAAUGAUAAAGAAAAAACUCAUUAUAAUUCUACCAUAUACUUAAAAGUGCAAGAUGUUCCUAUUAUGCCAAAUGCGUCAAAUCCAGACGUUACCAUUCCUAAUCGAAAAGAGAAAAGUCGUACAUCGACUAUAUUAUGGUCCAGCCUUGGAUCUUUGUCAGGUUUGCUUCUUAUUAUUGGAAUUGGAGCGUUCUUGGCAUGGAAAAAAAGAAAUGGUGAUGAAGAUGAGGAAGAUUAUUUGGAUCAAGUACCGGGAAUGCCUAUAAGAUUUUCGUAUGAUGAUUUAAAAGCAUCAACGGAUAAUUUCUCCAAGGUACUUGGUGAGGGAGGAUUUGGCACAGUUUUUCAAGGGAAUCUAGCUGAUGGAACUAUAAUUGCAGUGAAGCGUUUAAAUGGUUUAGGCCAAGUUAGAAAAUCAUUCUUGGCUGAGGUUGAAUCAAUUGGGAGCAUUCAUCAUGUGAAUUUGGUAAGAUUGCUAGGAUUUUGUGCUGAUAAAUCUCACAGGCUUCUUGUUUACGAGUUCAUGUAUAAUGGGUCUUUGGAUAAAUGGAUAUUCCAUUCACCCCAAGAUCUUGAUUGGCAGCAGAGAAAAAAGAUCAUUCUUGAUAUAGCAAAAGGACUAACUUAUCUGCAUGAAGAUUGUACACAAAAGAUCAUCCACUUAGAUAUCAAACCUCAAAACAUCCUCUUAGACCAGAAAUUUAAUGCUAAGAUCUCUGAUUUUGGAUUGUCUAAAUUGAUCGAUCGAGACCAAAGCAAAGUUGUAACAACCAUGAGAGGAACUCCAGGCUAUCUCGCUCCCGAAUGGUUAAGCUCAGUGAUCACAGAAAAAGCCGACAUCUAUAGCUUUGGAGUUGUUCUUUUGGAAAUGCUAUGCGGAAGGCGAAAUGUGGACCAUUCUCAGCCAGAGGAGCAAAUGCAUUUACUUAGCAUCUUCGAGAAGAAAGCGGAAGAAGACAAUCUGUUAGAUUUGGUAGAUAAUUAUUUCAGCAACGACAUGGAGUUCCAUAGAGUAGAAAUUAUGAAGAUGAUGAAAGUUGCUGCAUGGUGUCUGCAAAAAGAUUAUGCAAAAAGACCGCCCAUGUCAAUGGUCGUUAAAAUCAUAGAAGGUACUGCAAAUGUUGAACAUAAUUUAGAUUUUAACAUGUCUGAUCCAUCAUUCCUUGCCGCUUCUUGGAAACAAGAUACUCAAUUGUUUGCUUCUGUUUUAUCUGGACCAAGGUAAUUACUCAAAUUUUUGCUUCAUAUAAAACAAGAUUAAUUAUAGAAUGUAAAUAUAAGUUGUAGGAUGUGGUUAAAGCACUGUAUGAGAGAGCAUGGAACAAAGGUUGCCUCUAUUUUCAUUUAUCAUAUUUUUACAGCUUCUUAAAUAAUCACUGUGGUAUAUUCAUGGCA